GACCUCCCCGCCCGGCGAGCAGCGACGUUCUCCCGACGGCCUCGGCCUCCUAGCGGCGGGGCCUCCGCCUCGAUUCCCCGGAACGGCGGCCCUCCGGGGCCGGAUUCUCCCGCUUCUCUUUUCCAGAACGAGGCGGAGGAUCGUUUUUCAACUCUUACCGGAGCUGAAGUCCAUCCUUGAUAAUUACAGCCCUCCCAGCCUGAGAGCUAGAAAGCUGCAAGGUUGGCUUUUGUCCUAAACCAUUUAUAACUAUGGACUUGCCAGAUGAGAGCCUGUGGGACGAAACCACCUGCAACUUGGCUGCUUGUCAGCAUCCACAAUGCUGGGCAGCUAUCCGCCGGAUUGAGAGGGGCCACCCUCGAAUCCUGGCCUCACCCUGCAAAACUCCUCUGGAUGUUAACAAUAAACUCCCAGAGCUUACCAUUAUAAACCUCCCAGAUUCCUGCUUCAAGGCCAAGAGAUGUCCUAAUCGUUGUUUACCAGGACUUACCAUCACUAAGCCUCGCUCUUUAUUGUCUCAGGGUUCAAAGUCUCACUCCAAAUUUCAAGGCAGGCCUUGCAACGACUUACCUGACAAAGAUUGGAUCAGCAGUACUAAUAAAUCUCCCAAAGCGAGUCACAGAUGGAAAAAGCUUCCUGUGCUAAAUUUGAAUGAGACCCAACUUCCUUGCCCUCAAGAUGUUGGAAAUAUGGUUGUAAUCUGGAUCCCAAAAGAAUCAGAGGAGUAUGUGGGUCCAGCUGAGCAGUAUACGGCUCGCAGCCAGGGCCGGAGGAAGAGAAGGAAGACACCUGCAGGGAAGGACAAGUCAUCUCUGGUUCUCCCUGGAAAGCAGGACAUAGAAACACAGUUGAGAACUUCAGGGAUAAAUGUGCCUCCCUCCUCCCCGGUACACUGGUUUGAGCCACUAAGUCCAGAGCUCCUACCUACCUGGAACCAACCUGACUCGCUACCUCCGGACCUACUGAAUGAGCUUUUGUCAGAUGAAGGGAAAACCACACCUUGUCUGGAGAUGAAGACACAAUUGGCCAUGAUGAAAAAGAAACCUCCUCUAGAAAAGAGCCGGCCUGACAGUGCCAUUUCUGCUCAGAUGUUUCUGUCUGUUCACCGCCUCACCCUGCAAAGACCAACGUUGAGAUAUCCUGCACAUUGGAGGAAAUUAUAUUAUAGCCUGAAGACAGAAGGCCGUGGGAGGCAGCGCCAGCAGCAGAGGCAGCAGCAGAGGAAGCUGAAGAUGCCUGCUAGGAAACAGGAGACUAAAAAGAAACCCAGGAGUGACCCAGGGAACCAGAGCACUUCAGGUCACAGAACUCAACCAGGUCAGGAAAGUGACAAAAAGCAGCAACAGAUGAAGAACAAUGGCCCCACCUUGAAACAGGAUUCCACAGAGAGACCGCAGAUGGACUAUGCUGAGAACUACCUGGACUCCUCCCCCAGUGAGCAGAGUCAGCUGAAGCUGUCGAUUGACGCCCAGGACCGGAUGCUGCUGCUCCACAUCGUGGAAGGCAAAGGUCUGAUGAGCAAAGAUCCUGGCAUCUGUGAUCCCUACGUGAAGAUUUCUCUGAUCCCCGAGGACCAUGGACUGCGCUGUCAGGAGACACAGACCGUGCCCGGCUGCAGAGAGCCCGUCUUCCAGGAGCGCUUCUUCUUUCCUGUCCAAGAAGAAGAGGAACAGAAACGCCUCCUGGUCACUGUGUGCAACAGGGCAGAUGACUCCAGACAGAGUGGACUCAUCGGCUGCAUGAGCUUCGGAGUGAGGUCUCUCCUGACUCCAGGCAAGGAGAUCAGUGGCUGGUACUACCUUCUGGGGAAGGACUUGGGCCGGACCAAGCACCUGAGGGUGGCCAGGCGGCGACUGCGGCCCCUGAUAGAUCCACUACUGAGAAUGCCAGGAGGUGGGGACACUGAGAACAGGGAAGAACUUAAGAUCACCAUCCCGAGGGGAAAGGACGGCUUCGGCUUCACCAUCUGCUGUGACUCUCCGGUUCGAGUCCAGGCUGUGGAUUCUGGGGGCCCGGCAGAGAGGGCAGGGCUGCAGCAGCUGGACACUGUGCUACAGUUGAACGAGAGGCCCGUGGAGCACUGGAAAUGCGUGGAGCUGGCCCACGAGAUCCGGAGCUGCCCCAGUGAGAUCAUCCUACUGGUGUGGCGCAUGGUCCCCCAAGUCAAGCCAGGACCCGAUGGAGGGGUCCUGCGGCGGGCGUCCUGCAAAUCGACACAUGAUUUCCUGUCACCCCCCAACAAGCGGGAGAAGAACUGCACCCAUGGGGCCCAGGCUCGGCCUGAGCAGCGCCACAGCUGCCAUCUGGUAUGUGACAGCUCAGAUGGGCUGCUGCUCGGAGGCUGGGAGCGCUACGCCGAGGUGGCCAAGCGCGGGGGCCAGCACACCCUGCCUGCGCUGUCCCGGGCCACUGCCCCCACCGACCCCAACUACAUCAUCCUGGCCCCGCUGAACCCUGGGAGCCAGCUGCUGCGGCCUGUGUACCAGGAGGAUGCCAUCCCUGAAGAAUCAGGGAGUCCCAGUAAAGGGAAGUCCUAUACAGGCCUGGGGAAGAAGUCGCGGCUGAUGAAGACGGUGCAGACCAUGAAGGGCCACGGGAACUACCAGAACUGCUCAGUCAUGAGGCCACACCCCCCACACUCGAGCUAUGGCACCUAUGUCACUCUAGCUCCCAAGGUCCUGGUCUUCCCUGUCUUUGUUCAGCCUUUAGAUCUUUGUAACCCUGCCCGGACCCUCCUGUUGUCAGAGGAGCUGCUGCUGUACGAGGGAAGGAACAAGGCUGCUGAGGUGACACUCUUUGCCUAUUCGGAUCUGCUGCUCUUCACCAAGGAGGACGAGCCGGGCCGCUGCAACGUCUUGAGGAACCCCCUCUACCUCCAGAGUGUGAAGCUUCAGGAAGGUUCUUCGGAAGACCUGAAAUUCUGUGUGCUGUAUCUAGCAGAGAAGGCAGAGUGCUUAUUCACUUUGGAAGCGCACUCGCAGGAGCAGAAGAAGAGAGUGUGCUGGUGCCUGUCAGAGAACAUUGCGAAGCAGCAACAGCUGGCGGCCUCGCCCCCACAGAGCAAGAUGUUUGAGCCAGAGGCGGAUGAGAAAAGGGAGAUGCCCUUGGAGGAAGGGAAGGGGCCAGGUGCCGAGGACCCCCCAUCCAGCAAGGACCCCUCUCCUGGCCAAGAGCCUCCUCCAGGACAAGACCUUCCACCCCAUCAGGACUCCGCUUCUGGCCAGGAACCAUCUCCAGGCCAAGAAUCCCUGUCCAGCAAAGAGUCACCUUCCUGCAAGGAACCCUCACCAAACAAGGACUCCCCACCAUGCCAGGAACCCCCUGCAGCCCCAGCGCCCCCUCCCUGCCAGGACCUUCCUGCUGAGCAAGAGCCCCCUCCCAGCCAAGAGCCUCCGCUCAGCAAAGACCUCCCAGCCACCCAGGACCCUCCAGCUCAAGACCUUCCUCCAUGUGAAGACCUGCCCCCAGCCCAGGUCCGGCUGGACAUUGCAGGGGCAGAGGGGGGCAGCUCGGGGGAUGAAGAUGGGGAGGAGGCGGAGGAGGGGGAGGAGGCGGAGGAAGACGACGAUGAGGACACGAGUGACGACAACUACGGGGAGCGCAGCGAGGCCAAGCGCAGCAGCAUGAUCGAGACGGGCCCCGGCGCCGAGGGCGGCCUGUCGCUGCGCGUGCAGAACUCGCUGCGGCGCCGGACGCACAGCGAGGGCAGUCUGCUGCAGGAGGCGCGCGGGCCCUGCUUCUCCUCCGACACCACCCUGAACUGCUCCGACGGGGAGGGCGCCGCGUCUUCCUGGGCCAUGCCUUCGCCCCGCACCCUCAAGAAGGAGCUCGGCCGCAACGGCGGCUCCAUGCACCACCUUUCCCUCUUUUUCACGGGACACAGGAAGAUGAGUGGGCCCGACACAGUUGGGGAUGAUGCCGAAGGCUCCCGGAAGAGAAAGGGCAAAAACCUAGCCAAGGACAUGAAGAACAAGCUGGGCAUCUUCAGGCGGCGGAACGAGUCCCCUGGGGCCCAGCCAGCAGGCAAGGCAGACAAAGUGAUGAAGUCAUUCAAGCCCACCUCGGAGGAGGCCCUCAAAUGGGGCGAGUCCUUGGAGAAGCUGCUGCUUCACAAAUAUGGGUUAGCAGUGUUCCAGGCCUUCCUUCGCACUGAGUUUAGUGAGGAGAACCUGGAAUUCUGGCUGGCAUGCGAGGACUUUAAGAAGGUCAAGUCUCAGUCCAAGAUGGCAGCCAAGGCCAAGAAGAUCUUUGCCGAGUACAUCGCAAUCCAGGCGUGCAAGGAGGUAAACCUGGACUCAUACACACGGGAGCACACCAAGGACAACCUGCAGAGCGUCACGAGGGGCUGCUUCGAUCUGGCACAGAAGCGCAUCUUUGGGCUCAUGGAAAAGGACUCGUACCCACGCUUUCUCCGCUCUGACCUCUACCUGGACCUCAUUAACCAAAAGAAGAUGAGUCCCCCCCUUUAGGGGUCACCAGGGUAGAGCUCAGCGUUCACACCAGGAGGGCUGGGCUUCCUCCUACAUCUCCCUCUCCCCCGCGACGGAGGGGGCAACCAAGCCCCCAGAGGCCACGUCUCCGGACAGACAGAUGGACAUUUGGAUGAGAGGCUUGGACCAAGAGAGGCCCAGGCCACUGGAGGAGAGAAGGACUGGCCCUGUUGGGUCCCCGCUGCCCCGGUACGAGGGGGCCCAAGGGCCCCGGCAGGUCAGCGGCCCUGGCUGAGCCAGAUGUGGAGCUGCUGCUCCCUGCUGCAGAGACCUCACAUUGACCAAGUUCCUUAAAGAACUGGCUGAUGGGGCAGGGGCAUGGCCCAGGCUCCGGGGCUCUCCAGGGGGGCCACUGGGGCUCGCAGCUAAGACCCCUGCCUUGAGUUUUAUUUAUUUAAACAGUAGUAGGAUGCUUGGCAUGUCUUCCUGUGACAGGAAACCUUUGCCUCAUCAGUUUUCCUAAUUUACAAGUGCAAUAUUUUAACCAAUGCCUUGUGAAAAGCCACCUUGCAGAGACAGUGGACGUCAUUUUCCAGUGUCAGGGCUUUGCUGGUCCCAGGCACCCGAGGCAGGCUGCUGGGCCUUCUGGCCUGAGGAGGCCUGGAGGGGCAGGUGAUGUAGUCUGACCUCGCACAGAAAUCCAGCCCCUCGACUAAGGAGGUCCCUUAGGGGCCCUGGGAAAGCAUGACACCCUCCGACCACACAGCAGCCAAGUUCUGGAGCAAAUAAAAGGCCUGUGUUAUUUCUUGGUUUGGA
This is a messenger RNA of Miniopterus natalensis, 5246 nucleotides long. The record is from RefSeq and is a predicted model, not a curated record. NCBI's taxonomy places the organism in Eukaryota, Metazoa, Chordata, Mammalia, Chiroptera, Miniopteridae.